GUCAAAGACUUAAUGUCAAUGAGUUAUGUGUCAUUAUAUCUAUCAAACGGUAUGGGAAAGUGUAAGUUGUGACUUUUGAGGGAAGUCGAACUGUUGUAAGGGGUAGAAAGUGUUAUUUCCAUAUUAAAAACAAAUUAACUGUAAACAUGGCUACUGAAGUUGAAGAAACUAUCAAAAGAAUCCAAGCUCAUAAAGGUGUUAUGGGUGUCGUCAUCGUAAACCAUGAAGGCAUACCAAUCAAGAGUUCUUUAGAUAAUGCAACUUCAGUGCUGUAUUCUGGUCUGAUAGGACAACUCACUGAGAAAGCAAGGAAUGUCGUACGCGAAAUGGAUUCCACAAACGAGUUGACCUUUCUCAGAGUAAGAAGUAGAAGACACGAGAUCCUGAUUGCACCGGACAGGGAAUUUAUUCUCAUUGUGAUUCAGAAUACUACUGACUAGUCCAAAAAACUUAAGAGUAACUUAUAUAGUAUACUGUAUCUUGGUAUAGUUUAAAGGCUUAUCCUUAUUUUAAGUAAAAGUAAUCACUAACAAGCCAUCUCCGGUAUAAUAAAUAUAUUUUGCUUGGAAUCUUUCUACUCACACAAGUACUUAUAUUUGGAAAAUAAUAUCCUUUGAUAUAUUAGAGAAACACCUUGCAAAUGGAUAACAAUGUACUACAAUCACUUAUAAAUUAUUUUAUUAGGUGUAAGGUAAUAAACGUGGCGAACUAA
This is a messenger RNA of Danaus plexippus (monarch butterfly), 712 nucleotides long. RefSeq names its product dynein light chain roadblock-type 2-like. The coding region runs from base 147 to 440 and encodes 97 amino acids. Gene Ontology annotation, molecular function: dynein intermediate chain binding. Gene Ontology annotation, biological process: microtubule-based movement. Lineage: Eukaryota; Metazoa; Arthropoda; Insecta; Lepidoptera; Nymphalidae. The record is from RefSeq and is a predicted model, not a curated record. Gene Ontology annotation, cellular component: cytoplasm; centrosome; cytoplasmic dynein complex. The transcript is spliced from 4 exons.